AAAACCACAACGACUGAGAAUCCACAAAGAGCUCAGAAAAAAAAUAGAAACAUGAAAUUCGCAAUUGUUCUAUUGGCCGCCAGCAUUGCCUGUGCCAGUGCCCAGUAUCCACCUGCUGUCCCUGCUGGAAAUCCCCUCACCGGAAAUCCCUUUGCCGCUGCCAAUCCCUAUGCCGCCGCCUUCAAUCCCUUCCUGAACGGAAUUUUCGGUGGUGCCGGCACUGGAGCUGCCGCUGGAGUUGCCGCUCCCGUUGGACCCUCGGCUCCCUUUGGAGGCGCCUCCAUUUCCAGCUUCUUCCAAUCGAUUGUCCUGCAGCGUGAGGCCGAACGCCUGCUGUCCCAGCCUGGUUUCCCUGCCGAUCUGGCCGAGCGUGUCCAGGAUGUGGUGGCUAACUCCGAGGAGGCGAUCAGCGGCUGCAACAACGCUACCUUGCCCUGGCUGCAGAUCCGCUGUGUGAAGCCCCUGCUGACCACAUCCAAGAACCAGCUGAAGGCCAUCGAUGAUGAGUGGCAGGCACGCUUGGCCGCCGCCUCCAGCACAGUGGCUCCUGCCUAAAAACGAUGCCAAUAGUAUCCAAUUUUCCUGCUCCCAGCUCCCUUAUUUAAUAACCCUUAAUCCUUAGCAAUCGACCAACAUAGAUGCAAUAAAAUUUAAAUAAGCUCAACGCAGGAA
Molecule: messenger RNA, 672 nt
Organism: Drosophila serrata
Lineage: Eukaryota; Metazoa; Arthropoda; Insecta; Diptera; Drosophilidae
Source: RefSeq, a predicted model, not a curated record